AUGUCGACAGUUGCAAAUAAGCUGGGAGUUACCUUAAAUGAUCAUGACAUAGUAUUUGCGGAGCGUGUUGGUCGCCAUUCGAGUAAUCUACUUCGAGAGGUGCAAACAGGGAAUCAAAACCGUAUAGAGGCACGUCCCCUAGUUGUACAUUUAGCACGCCGCAUCACUCGUGACAUCCUACUGAAAAAUGCACGUGUGCGCCGUACGAUCACCACUGUAGAUCUAGGGUUACCUUAUAAAGAAACAACCAAGUUUUAUGUUAAUGAGAGGCUAACGAAACCAAAUCGUGUGCUAUUUGCUAAAGCACGUGAAACGGCCCAAAAAUUAAAAUGGAAAUUCGUGUGGACAAAAGAUGGCCGAGUUUAUGUCAAGAGAGGAGAUUCUUUUAACGCUCCGGUACGCGUCAUCUACUCAGAAGACGACUUUACGCGUAUUUUUGGUGAGCCAUAUUCCAAAUCAGUUAAAUGA
This is a messenger RNA of Parnassius apollo (apollo), 468 nucleotides long. The record is from the annotation of a GenBank genome assembly. NCBI's taxonomy places the organism in Eukaryota, Metazoa, Arthropoda, Insecta, Lepidoptera, Papilionidae.